AUUUUGACAGAUCGAUCAAAACAGUCGGCGUUUCCAUCGAUUUGUGUUUUUGUUUUCGAGUUUUUCGUCACAAUUGAUCAAAUAAAUACUGUUUUGGACAUGGAAUGUUUGGAGAGAGAGCCGGAUCCUUUAGAAGGUAGCUCUUUCAAUAUAGAAGUUACCGUAAAGGCGGAAAUAAAAGAGGAAGAUGAAGAAGAUCACUUCAAUACCAUGGCUCUCCUGGAACUGGCACAAUGCGUACAAACCAACCAGGAACCGAUUGAAUUCAACUCAACCGACGCAAUGAUGGAUCCAAAAACCGGUCUCAUGGUGUGUCUACACUGCCUCGAAGACUUCGACUCCAACCUCCUUUCAGACCACAUGGUGACGAUGCACAAUUACCGAAGAGUUUUAUUCAAAUGUAGCAACUGUCAGAGUACGUUCCAAGAACGGAACUUACUAAUGAUACACCGUGAAGAAUGCAGGCCGGAGCAGAAGGUCAGGAAACGUAAAACUUUCCAACAGAUCAUGCGUGAAGUCGAAGAGAGGUAUUUUAUGGAUGAACAGGACUUGUUAGAGCCUGUUGCUUGUCCGAUAUGCUUACUAGAGCUACCAAAGUACUGUUUGAAAGAGCAUUUGUUGAAUGAACAUCGGAAACCGGAUGUGAUAUUGACUUGUGGGAGGUGUAAUCGGAAUUUUAAAUCGAAGCUGACGUUGAGGGAGCAUGUUAAGUUGGUACAUGAAGCGAUUGAGGAUUCCGAAGAGUGUGAUCUUUGUGGUCAGAAGUUCCGGUCUUUGAAGUACUUGUCGAAUCAUAAGAGGAAUGUUCAUCCUAGUGGUAAUAAGAUCCACAAAUGUCUGGUCUGCGGCAAGGAGUUCAAGAGUCGCCUCUGCCUGCACCAGCACAGCAAGUAUGUCCAUCCACCGGAGUCGGCAUCCGUGGAGUGCCCACACUGUCCCAAGAAGAUCUUCAAGUCACGCAUUAACCUUACACAGCACCUUAAAGUGGCACAUGGGUGGAAGAGAAAGUAAAAAUAAUGUAUGCCCACCGCUGGGCAAAGUGUUGGACUUAAUACUUUUGUGCAGCAUGUAAAUCUAAUCUAUGCCCACUGCUGGGCAAAGUGCUGGGCAACCUGCUUUUCCUACUUGGCAAAGAUCUCUUGCCUUUGAGGGAUAGAUUGUCCUAAUGAUCAAAAGUAGUUUAUAUUAAGUUAAAAUCUAUUGUAGCAAUAAAUAAUUAUUAUUGGUAAAGUCUA
This is a messenger RNA of Trichoplusia ni (cabbage looper), 1235 nucleotides long. RefSeq names its product zinc finger protein 28-like. Gene Ontology annotation, cellular component: chromosome. The transcript is spliced from 3 exons. NCBI's taxonomy places the organism in Eukaryota, Metazoa, Arthropoda, Insecta, Lepidoptera, Noctuidae. Gene Ontology annotation, biological process: regulation of transcription by RNA polymerase II. Gene Ontology annotation, molecular function: chromatin insulator sequence binding. Bases 100 to 1011 code for a protein of 303 amino acids. The record is from RefSeq and is a predicted model, not a curated record.